Molecule: messenger RNA, 537 nt
Organism: Trichosporon asahii var. asahii CBS 2479
Lineage: Eukaryota; Fungi; Basidiomycota; Tremellomycetes; Trichosporonales; Trichosporonaceae
Exons: 4
Coding region: 1-537 (178 amino acids)
Biological process (GO): negative regulation of SCF-dependent proteasomal ubiquitin-dependent catabolic process; regulation of ERK1 and ERK2 cascade; negative regulation of protein binding
Cellular component (GO): nucleoplasm; cytoplasm
Molecular function (GO): F-box domain binding
Source: RefSeq, a predicted model, not a curated record
AUGACGACCGCUUCUCCUACGGCAGUCGUCAACCCGCCCAAGGGUUGGCGGCGGGGCCAUAUCCACGGCGGACCCGCAGCCCACGCCCACGAAGCUGACAAUAGGUACGAAAUGCGCAGAGAGGCGCAGGAGAUCAUCCCAGGCGUCUUCCUCGGCCCUAUCCAAGCCAGCACAAACUUGAAUCGCCUAAAGUCCAUGGGCAUUACCCAUAUUUUGUGCCUUCGCGAUUCUGUGGAAGCCCGUCUCGUCUUCCCCCGUUUCCCGACAGAGUUUCAGUACCUGACUAUGGACGUCUCUGACUCUGAUUUUGGCUGGGAGUACACAACAGCUCUCGGAUACGUGCAGAGCAAGCGAUAUUGCGUUGCCCCGGCUAGCUUGCGCGAGUACGCCGCGAUCGCCGCUGCCCAGAAGAGCGUGACGGGAGUGCCCGCCUCGAUGGGGGUACACAAGCGAGUGUGGGACGGCGAGGGCGAGGUAUCGGACCGCCAAGCGCCGGGGCGGAAGCGUGCGUUAUCGACGGACAUGGACAUGGACUGA